Molecule: messenger RNA, 3022 nt
Organism: Cannabis sativa
Lineage: Eukaryota; Viridiplantae; Streptophyta; Magnoliopsida; Rosales; Cannabaceae
Product: pentatricopeptide repeat-containing protein At1g79490, mitochondrial
Exons: 2
Coding region: 216-2696 (826 amino acids)
Molecular function (GO): protein binding
Source: RefSeq, a predicted model, not a curated record
AUAUCUCUCCCUCUAUUUGUCUCACUCAAACCGCGGAGCAUCUAACAUAAUCAGUCUCAAUCAAGGUUUUUUUUUCUUCUUCUUCUUCUCUUCAUUUCUCUUUCUCUCUCAAUGGGUGUUUAGGAAACAACCACUUCAACUAUUUCCCCUCCAUUUUGGGGCAGUUAUCAGGAUCGACAUACUACCAGGUAAAACCGUGAUUAUUUUGUGCCCUAAUGAUUCUUAGAAGAAAAAUCUGUUCCACAACCACAAGUCUCACCAAAAUCCCCUUUAAUUCCUGCUCUUCGCACAACUACAGAGAUCAUAAUACACUCCAUGUCCUUACAAAUGAACAAGGAGGAAUGCUUAAGUUCUUAGCUUUCUCUAAGCUAGUUUCUCCGAAAUUUACUUCUUCCCUCUCGAAGUUUUGUUUUGUUAGGAACCCUAGUUAUUUGGUUAGGAAUUACUGCUCUGUGGAUAAGCCUAACGAGUGGACUGAGGAUAUUGAGUAUUUAGAUGAAUCGGGCCAGGUCAUUUUUUCUGGUAAAGGCACACGUUCAGUGCAGCCAGGACUCGACGAUCAUGUCAUGGUGGGUGGGCUGAAAAAACCUAUUCUGAAUGCCUCAGCGGUUGCCAAGAUCAUUGAGGUUGUAAAUAGGUGGAAAUGGGGCCCUGAAUUGGAGACCCAAUUGGACAAACUUCAAUUUGUGCCAAACAUGACUCAUGUCACUCAAGCCUUGAAGGUUGUUAAAGAUAGUGAUGCAGCUCUGAGCUUGUUUCAAUGGUGUAAGAGGAAAGCUUGGUACACUUCGAACGAUGAGUGUUUUGCUAUGAUAUUCGAUUAUUUGAACAAAAGUAAUAAGUUUGAAGAGAUUCAGUUGUUGUUUGAUGAAAUGGUAAGGGAUUCAAGUGGUAAUGGGAAUCUGUCAUUCAGUUCUUGUAAUCGAGUCAUUCAAUAUUUAGCUAAAGCUGAGAAAUUGGAAGUCUCAUUUUGUUGUUUCAAGAAGAUUCAAGAUUCUGGUUACAAACUCGAUACUCAGACUUAUAAUUCACUUAUCACUCUGUUUUUGAAUAAGGGUUUGCCUUACAAGGCCUUUGAAAUUUAUGAGGGUAUGGAAGCUGCAAAUUGUUCAAUGGAUGCUUCCACCUAUGAGUUGAUGAUACCAAGCUUGGCGAAAUCCGGCCGCCUUGAUGCGGCAUUUAAGCUCUUUCAAGAAAUGAAGUUAAAGAGUUUUAGGCCAGGAUUAAACGUCUUUGCAUCACUUGUUGAUUCAAUGGGAAAGGCUGGGAGGUUAGAUACAUCUAUGAAGGUGUACAUGGAAAUGAGGGGUGAUGGGCUGAGGCCAUCUGUAAUAAUGUAUGUUUCUUUAGUUGAGUCACAUGUGAAGGCAGGGAAAUUAGAUGCUUCCUUAAAACUAUGGGAUGAGAUGAAGAAAGCAGGGUUUAGGCCUAACUUCGGGUUGUAUACGCUGGUUGUUGAGUCACACGCAAAAUCUGGAAAGCUUGAUGUAGCAUUGUCUCUCUUCACCGAGAUGGAGAAGGCUGGAUUUCUACCGACGCCAUCUACAUACUCUUGCCUCUUGGAAAUGCACGCUGCUUCUGGACAAGUUGAUGCUGCCAUGAAGUUGUAUAACUCGAUGACCAAUGCCGGUUUGAAACCUGGUUUAAGUACCUAUACUACUCUUUUAACUCUACUGGCUAGUAAAAAACUCCUUGAUGUGGCUGCUAAAAUUUUACUUGAGAUGAAAACAAUGGGUUAUUCUGUUGAUGUUAGUGCUAGUGAUGUUUUAAUGGUGUAUAUUAAGGAUAGUUCUGUUGACCAUGCUUUAAGGUGGCUGCGUUUCAUGGGCUCAUCUGGGAUUCGAACGAAUAACUUUAUAAUCAGGCAGUUGUUCGAGUCAUGUAUGAAGAGUGGUUUGUAUGAACAAGCCAAGCCUCUCCUUGAAACUUAUGUGAAUUCAGCUGCAAAAGUUGAUCUCAUACUUUACACCUCCAUUCUAGCACAUCUUGUAAGAUGUCAGGACGAACAGAAUGAGAGGCAUUUGAUGUCCAUUCUUAGUGCUACAAAACAUAAGGCACACGCAUUUAUGUGUGGACUCUUCACAGGCCCAGAACAGAGAAAACAACCUGUUUUAUCUUUUGUGAGGGAGUUCUUUCAGGGUAUUGAUUAUGAGAUGGAAGAGGGGGCUGCGAGAUUCUAUGUUAACGUUCUUCUCAACUACCUUGUUCUUAUGGGGCAGAUAAACCGGGCACGUUGUGUUUGGAAAGUUUCCUAUGAGAAUAAGCUUUUCCCCAAAGCAAUAGUUUUUGAUCAGCAAAUUGCUUGGUCCCUUGAUGUGAGGAACUUAUCAGUAGGAGCGGCUCUUAUAGCAGUGGUGCAUACUCUCCACAGGUUCAGAAAGCGGAUGUUGUAUUAUGGUGUCAUCCCAAGACGCAUUAAAUUGGUCACUGGACCUACUUUAAAGAUUGUUAUUGCCCAGAUGUUGAGCUCAGUGGAUUCUCCCUUUGAGGUUAGUAAAGUUGUUUUGAGGGCGCCGGGAGACUCAGUAAUGGAAUGGUUUAAAAAACCAAUAGUGCAACAGUUUCUUCUGAAUGAGAUUCCUUCCAAGGCUGACAUUCUCAUGCACAAGCUGAACAUACUCUUUCCUAGUUCUGCACCUGAAAUUAGAUCUCUGUCCCCUCCCAAACCUCUCAUUGGAGGAGGGAAAGCAAUGUAAGUUUCGGCUAUUACUAGUAUCUUAUCAAAAAGUUUUUUCUCUUAAUUAAGAUACAUUGCAUUUGUUUUUUCUUGAGUCUUUCUAGUUUACAAUGACAUUUAUAGAAACAAUUUCACACCUAGAUACAUAGCUUGUAUUCACAUAUCUGACUAUAUGAGUUUCAACUAGUAAAACUUGCUUUCAUGUAGUAGGUGUGUUUGAUUGGCAUGCCUUCUUUAUACAAUGUAAACCAGUACAUAUUGACCUAACAUGCAACUACUGUAUUCAUCUUGUUUUGGCUCUUGAACUUUUAUAUCUAUUCAUGUAUUGUCUGCCAAUCUCUCAAA